AUGAAUUUUGUGGAUGAAAUUUGGAAAUAUGUUGAUUUUCAGAUGGAGGGGAUUAUAUAUGAAUGUUCUAGUCUUUAUAGUGGUCUAAUUCAAGAAUCAUUAAAUGCCGCAAUAUUUGACAUUGAAUCUUUAUGUUGUGCAUGUCAUAAAAUACACGAAAAGGUGUUUGUUCCAGAAAUUGUUGAAACUUCUCUUGCUCAAGGAAAACCAACAGAUCAGCAAAUACAUUCAUGGUUUUAUUUCAACCCCAAACAAGCUAUUUGUUGUCCUGUUUCGCCGGUGCCAACCGUGGACACGAAUGUGAAAGAAGAAGUUUUAGAACAGGAGGAAACUGAAAAGGCGCCAGAAAAUGUUGAAAUAUUGAGAAAUUUGUUGGAAAAUCGUGUUAAGAAUAGAGAAUUAGACGAUGCUCUUAGCAUUAUAAACAAGUUGAUUGAGCUGGAGCCUGAUGAGAUCGAAUGGCGUUUCUUGAAAUCUCAUUUGUAUGUUCAUAAUGGGGAGAUUGAAUUAGCUAAAUUGGGUUUUAGAGAUGUUAUAUUAAAGGAUCCUUAUUACGUAGAGGCGUAUCGCGGGCUGGUUGUGGCAGCAUCGGAAGAUGAGUCCGUGGAGGAAAUGAAGAAAAUUGAGAAACAGGUUAUGGAGGGGAUUAACAUGUGUGAGAAGGAGGAGAAAGAGAGUGAGUUGAGGGAUUUAAAGCUUAUUCUUGCACAAAUAUGGGUUAUUGGAGGUAAAUAUGAUGAAGCAUUGAAGGUCUAUCAAGAGUUAGUGGAUGAGGAGCCAGGGGAUUUUAGGCCUUACUUGUGUCAAGGCAUGAUAUAUACCGCGUUGAAGAAGAACGACGAGGCUGAGAAGUAUUUCGAGAAGUAUCGAGGACUGGUGCCACAAGAUCAUACUAAUGCUAGAUUCGAGUUUAUGAUGGCGACUUGA
This is a messenger RNA of Solanum tuberosum (potato), 927 nucleotides long. RefSeq names its product protein SLOW GREEN 1, chloroplastic. Lineage: Eukaryota; Viridiplantae; Streptophyta; Magnoliopsida; Solanales; Solanaceae. The record is from RefSeq and is a predicted model, not a curated record. Bases 1 to 927 code for a protein of 308 amino acids. Gene Ontology annotation, molecular function: protein binding. Gene Ontology annotation, cellular component: chloroplast thylakoid membrane. The transcript has 4 exons.